Messenger RNA from Pieris rapae (cabbage white), 643 nucleotides. RefSeq names its product probable ribosome biogenesis protein RLP24 (gene RpL24-like). Bases 51 to 629 code for a protein of 192 amino acids. Gene Ontology annotation, biological process: ribosomal large subunit biogenesis. Gene Ontology annotation, cellular component: nucleolus. The record is from RefSeq and is a predicted model, not a curated record. Lineage: Eukaryota; Metazoa; Arthropoda; Insecta; Lepidoptera; Pieridae. The transcript is spliced from 3 exons.
CCUUCCUCUUGUUGACGUGCUGUCAAAACAACAAAACUGCACGUGUGAAAAUGCGUAUUGAAACUUGUUAUUUUUGCUCUUCCAGGAUUUAUCCUGGCCAUGGGAUUCAAUUUGUGAGAAAUGAUUGCAAGAUUUUCAGAUUUUGCCGUUCAAAAUGUCACGCAGCAUUCAAAAAGAAGAAGAACCCACGUAAAACUAAAUGGACUAAAGCUUUCCGUAAAACGGCAGGCAAGGAAUUGGCAAUUGAUCCAUCAUUUGAGUUUGAAAAGCGUCGACACGCUCCAGUCAAAUACAACAGAGAAUUAUGGACCAAAACCAUCGAGGCAAUGAAGAAAGUGGAAGAAAUUCGUCAGAGACGCUCUAAUAACUACAUAAUGCAGAGAUUGAGGAAAGGCAGGGAAGUGGAAUGGCAAAGAGAUGUUCGGGAAGUUCAACGAGAUAUCUCGUUAAUACGAUCACCAGCAGCCGGCUUAAAACAGAGACAAGCCCUAGAAGCAACUGACAUGGAAGUUGAACCUGAAACUAUCGAGGUUGUUGAUGCUAAAGGAAGAAAACAGGUCAUCGAGGCUCCAGUGGUGGUACCCGCUACUGCAGAAAUGUUAAUUGAUGGAGGAGAAGUUGAAUUGUAAAAAAAGAUAAAUUC